AGAACAUCGCGCAUAUGCAUGACCUUUGACAUAUUCCAGAUCGUCGGAAAGUGUGGCGCACAAAAGAUUGAGGAUACUUGAGCUACAUUUCAACUUCAAAAUGGCCUAUAACUACGUAGUUACAGCGCAUAAACCUACAUCUGUCAAUGCGUGUGUUACAGGCAACUUCACAUCACCGGAUGAUCUGAAUCUGAUCGUUGCUAAGAACACUCGUCUGGAGAUCUACGUAGUGACGCCCGAGGGCCUGCGUCCUGUUAAAGAGAUCGGCAUCAAUGGCCGGAUUGAGGUCAUGGAGCUCUUUAAACCUCAGGGUCAAGAUAAGUGCCUUCUCUUCAUCUUGACGGCGCGAUACAACGCCUGCAUCCUGGAGUACGUGAAAGAUGGCGACAACGAAGAAAUUGUGACUAAAGCUCAUGGCAAUGUACAGGAUCGUAUUGGUAGACCAUCAGAGACUGGUCUGAUCGGCAUCGUGGAUCCUGAAUGCCGCGUCAUUGGAUUGCGUCUUUACGAUGGCCUCUUCAAAGUGGUGCCACUCGACAGAGACAACAAAGAAUUGAAAGCUUUCAAUAUCAGACUGGAAGAGUUGAAUGUAAUCGACGUGCAGUUUCUUCAUGGGUGCCAAGUACCAACCAUUGUAUUUGUCCAUCAGGACCCCCAUGGCAGACACGUGAAAACCUAUGAGAUCAACCUGAGAGAGAAGGAGUUCAACAAGGGGCCCUGGAAGCAGGAUAACGUUGAGACAGAAGCCAGUAUGGUAGUCACUGUGCCCAAACCGUGUGGUGGCGCCCUCAUCAUCGGACAAGAGUCCAUCACGUACCACAAUGGGGAUAAAUACGUCGCUAUCGCACCACCGAGCAUAAAGGCAAGUACUCUGGUUUGCCACGGUCGGCUAGACUCUGACGGAUCUCGCUAUCUCCUGGGUGACAUGGCUGGAAGACUGUUCCUGUUGCAUCUUGAGAAGGAAGAAUCUAUGGACGGCGUUCUCAUCGUCAAAGAUCUCAAAGUGGAACUACUGGGAGAGACAUCCAUUGCAGAGUGCCUGACGUAUCUUGAUAACGGCGUGAUAUUCAUUGGUUCGAGGCUCGGAGACUCACAGCUAGUCCGGUUGACUGUAGAUCCAGAUGAGCAUGGCUGCUACGUGCAACCCAUGGAGACAUUUACAAAUCUUGGCCCCAUCGUAGACAUGGCGGUGGUUGACCUAGACAGACAGGGUCAAGGACAGCUCGUAACCUGUUCCGGUUCAUACAAAGAGGGCAGUCUUCGCAUCAUCAGGAAUGGGAUUGGCAUCCAUGAGCAUGCUAGCAUUGAUCUGCCAGGGAUCAAGGGUUUAUGGCCGCUCAGGGUGGACCAUGGAUCGCAAUUUGAUGACACGCUGGUGCUUUCGUUCGUGGGACAGACAAGGGUGUUGAUGCUGAAUGGCGAGGAAGUUGAAGAGACAGAGAUGCCAGGAAUUGACGGCGAUCAACAAACAUUCUACUGCGGGAAUGUCUACAACAACCAACUCAUCCAGAUCACUGCAGCGUCUGUUCGUCUGGUUAAUGCCGUCACCAAACGCAUGGUGAGCGAGUGGCGAUCUCCAUCCAGUAAGAACAUCAGUGUAGCAUCCUGCAACACGCGGCAAGCAGUGUGUGCUGUGGGGAAGGACAUCUUCUACAUAGAAAUCCACGAAGGUGAACUCCGACAGAUCAGUACUGUGACUAUGGAGCAUGAGGUGGCAUGCCUGGACAUAACGCCCCUCAAGGAAGGCUCCGACAUCGCUGAGCUCUGUGCUGUGGGUCUGUGGACGGACAUCUCGGCAAGGAUACUCAAAAUCCCCAGCCUGGAAUCAAUGCACAUUGAGAUGCUGGGAGGAGAAAUCAUCCCGCGUUCUGUCCUGCUGAGCGUGUUUGAGGGGCAGUGCUAUGUGUUGUGUGCUCUAGGAGAUGGGUCUCUCUUCUACUUCCAAUUGAACACAGAGACAGGUUUCAUGAGGGAUCGUAAGAAGGUCAUUCUUGGCACCCAGCCAACCGUUCUCAAGACUUUCAAAUCCCACGCUACGGUCAACGUCUUUGCUUGCUCCGACCGGCCGACGGUCAUCUACAGCAGCAACCACAAACUGGUCUUCUCCAACGUCAACUUGAAGGAGGUCAGCUACAUGUGCCCUUUGAACUCUGAAGGGUACCAGGACAGUCUUGCUCUGGCCAACGACACCACUCUCAUGAUCGGCACCAUCGACGAGAUCCAGAAGCUCCACAUCCGCACCGUUCCCCUCGGCGAAUCGCCCCACCGCAUCGCCUACCAAGAAGCCACGCAGACCUUUGGUGUCAUCACGACGCGCACGGAGCUCAAAGACGCUACGGGUCACGGAACGAUGCAAGUACGGCAGUCUGCCAGCACGACGGCACUGAAUAUGUCUAGCAGUACCAACAGUAAGAGCAUGCCUGGCCAGAGUGGGGCUGAGGGGUCACACUUUGGUGAAGAAAUUGAUCUUCAUUCGCUGCUUAUCAUUGACCAGCAUACAUUUGAAGUUCUACAUGCGCAUCACUUUGUUCCCUAUGAGUACGCCACCAGCAUCGUAUCCAGUAAACUUGGUAACGACCCCACGACCUAUUACAUUAUCGGCACCGCCAUGGUUUACCCAGAGGAGGCGGAGCCUAAAAAGGGGCGGAUUGUAGUGUUCCAAUACAGCGAUGGAAAACUGCAAGAAGUGACAGAGAAAGAAAUCAAGGGUGCAGCGUACUCCAUACUGGAGUUUAAUGGCAAACUGCUGACUUCCAUCAACAGUGUGGUUCGGCUUUUUGAGUGGACACCAGAGAAAGAACUUCGGGUGGAAUGUAGUCACUAUAACAACAUCCUUGCCUUGCAUCUCAAGACCAAAGGAGAUUUUGUAUUAGUUGGAGAUUUAAUGAGAUCGAUCACACUUCUGGCUUAUAAGCCCAUGGAGGGGUGUUUAGAGGAGAUCGCCAGAGAUUAUAAUCCCAACUGGAUGUCAGCUGUUGAAAUCCUGGAUGAUGACACCUUCCUCGGGGCUGAGAAUUCAUUCAAUUUAUUCACGUGUCAGAAAGACAGUGCUGCCACAACGGACGAAGAGAGACAACAUCUACAGGAAGUUGGUUUGUUUCAUCUUGGCGAGUUUGUCAACGUCUUCAGACAUGGCUCCCUCGUCAUGCAGAACAUCGGGGAGAGUACCAUACCGACGCAUGGCAGUGUUCUGUUUGGGACAGUCAAUGGAACCGUUGGUCUGGUAACCCAGCUCUCGGAGGAGUUUUACAACUUCUUGCUGGUGGUUCAGAGCAAGCUGACUAGAGUCAUCAAGAGUGUCGGCAAGAUUGAGCACUCAUUCUGGAGGUCAUUCUACACCGAUCGUAAGACAGAAACGGCAGAGAAUUUCAUCGACGGUGACUUGAUUGAAAGCUUUCUGGAUCUAAACAAAGACAAGAUGGAAGAAGUUGUACAAGGAUUACAGAUCAACGACGGCGACAUGAAACGAGACGCUACCGUCAACGACCUCAUCAAGAUUGUGGAAGAGCUGACGAGGAUACACUGAGCAAGGUAACUGA
Patiria miniata (bat star) is the source of this 3539-nucleotide messenger RNA. It is a transcript of the gene ddb1, whose product is annotated as DNA damage-binding protein 1-like. Bases 101 to 3526 code for a protein of 1141 amino acids. Gene Ontology annotation, biological process: DNA repair; proteasome-mediated ubiquitin-dependent protein catabolic process. Gene Ontology annotation, molecular function: protein binding; nucleic acid binding. The transcript is spliced from 24 exons. The record is from RefSeq and is a predicted model, not a curated record. Lineage: Eukaryota; Metazoa; Echinodermata; Asteroidea; Valvatida; Asterinidae. Gene Ontology annotation, cellular component: site of double-strand break; nucleus.